Oppiella nova is the source of this 1161-nucleotide messenger RNA. The record is from the annotation of a GenBank genome assembly. NCBI's taxonomy places the organism in Eukaryota, Metazoa, Arthropoda, Arachnida, Sarcoptiformes, Oppiidae.
AUUUCUUUUGAGUAAACAAUUGAUUAGUUUUUAUUAUGAGAUUUAGUUUUUAGUAUAGUUAUGUUCAUCACAAUUAUAUAAUAUCAGUAUUAGUAGCGGAAUGAUCAGGGUCACAAGCAUUGUCCAUUUGUUACGUUAAUUCAUGUCCAUGUAUCACGUUAACUGUUAACUUAGCCAGGUUCUAAUCGUUGUCAAUGUAGAGUAUUUAGAAAUUGUUAGCAUUUUAUUAUUACAACUAAUCGAUAGAAACGGAAACCAAGUCUAGUGUCCACUACUGUGUUAUCAUUGAAUACCCAAUACUUAAGUGCAAUGAAAUUGGCGAAACUGAAGCCCAAGAAUGUGUCCGAUGCUAUCGGCACACUGUUCCUGGUGUUGGCCGUCGGAUCCACUUUCAUCUUCGAAGUCCAGAUGGUCUUACCGCGUAUUCACACCAUCGACGCGACCGUCAAUUACUUUCAUAUAAGUGCCGGUAUUUUCAUAGUAUUCAACAUUAUGUCAAACCUCUGGUGUCUCAUGACUACCGAGAACUCGACCGCAGGGCUGAUGAUGCCGUCCGUCCUGAAGCCCAACUGGAGGUUCUGUAUGGUCUGUGAGGGUAACUCUCCUCCGCGGUCCUAUCACUGCCAGAUAUGCGAUGAAUGCGUACUCAAGAGAGACCAUCACUGCGUCUUCAGUGGUUGUUGUAUCGGUUAUAAGAACUUUAGAUUUUAUUACGGAUUACUGCUAUACGUAGGAAUCGGCGGCUUUUACGCCACAGUAUUGAACCAAUUCUUCGUUUGGGAAGCACUGGGAGGGUUCAGUUGGAUAACAGUUGCCAAUCAUCUGUUGCCGUUCCCCUUCUGGCUAUUCGGACGAAUAUCAUUCCCAGUAAUGGUCUACACAUUCAUAUCAAUCGUCGAUUUGUGCGGAUUUCUGUUCGGUGUAAGUCUUCUCUACUAUCACUCGAUGCUAAUGAUCAACAAUCAGACCACUUAUGAGAAGAACAAAGGCAUCACUCAAUACAGUUUAGGCCAUUGGAAGACCAAUGUGGUCGAGAACUUAGGGUCCAAUUGGGUGGCGGCUAUACUCUUGUCCCCAUUAGUGAGCUCUCCAUUGCCUCGAAAUGGCAUCGAUUUCCCGACAAUUAAAGAAAAUUCACUCAAUUCGUCGAAAUCGAAAUGA